AGCCCUCCCUCAACCUCCAGCCAACUCAUCGGUCUCCAGAUCGGCAGCAUUCCUUUUGCCUCCUUGGAUCCGCGACGGUUGACCCGUACAUUCCUUUACUUGACGAGACACCCCGCCUCACCCGCCAACGGCCUUCGUAUCUGGUUAUACGCCGUCUCAGCAUCACUCCCUCUUUAAGCGCUGCUGGACAAGUUGCGACACUCAGCAUUAUUCCUCCUCUCGACACCGAACAUAUCCAUCAAAAUGGUCUCAAAGUCUCUUAUCGCCCUAGCGGCUGCCGCCUUUGCUGGCGAAACUCUUGCUGCUAGCAUCCAUCGCGGCCAUGAACACCUUCACGUUGGCAAGAGGGACAUCGUUACCCAGAUGGUGACCCAGACUGCCUGGACUACCGUCACCGUCACUCUUGGCCAGAGCGCCAACGCUGCUCCGACUGCCGUCGACAACAACACCAAGCUUACCAAGUCCCGUUUGUCCAGCUCCAGCACCGCCGUCGCUGCCCCGGCCGAGGCUAGUUCUGCUGCGCCGUCGAUCAACACCAUUGUUCCCAACGUCGCCGUUGUCAAUGCUCCUGCCAGCCCGUCUGCCACACAGAACAGCGCCCCUGCUGCGGCCCCCUCCACCACCACUCCAGAGUCGACUGAGAACAAGUCGAUUGGUCAGCGCCUCCAGCGCGGUCUUGCCUACAACGACGGAAAGCUGCUUCAGAGCUUCCUUGGAAGUGGCUCCAAGGCCACGUGGGUCUACAACUGGGGUCAGGUCGACGACUCUGGCACCGGCCUUGAGUUUGUCCCUAUGCUUUGGGGUACUGACAAGGGUUUCCCCCAGUCCUGGAACGCCAAUGCCCAAAAGGCCAUUGACGCCGGCUCCAAGGCAUUUCUCAGCUUCAACGAGCCUGAUCUCAGCUCUCAGUCAAACCUGUCUCCUCAGGCUGCUGCUGACGGUCACAUCCAGUACAUGAACCCCUGGGCCGGAAAGGUUCGCAUCAGUUCUCCGUCCAUUACCAACUCUGACGAUCCCAACAUGGGUCUCAACUGGAUGCAGAAGUUCUUCGAUGCAUGCAAUGGACAGUGCAAGGUGGACUUUUUGGCCCUUCACAGCUAUGGAACCGACGGACCCACCGUCCUCAACCACCUUCUCGAUGCCUACAACCGCUUCAAGAAGCCCGUCUGGGUCACCGAGCUUGGCUUUGCCGGCGAUGACGACCAGGUGAACCAGGCUAUGGAAUACGUCCUUGAUCACUUGGAGAACAACUCUACCUUCUCGUUCGUGGAGAGGUUCACCUACUUCAUGGUUGCGGAGGGUCAGAUGUUGCGCAACUCGCAGCUGACCACCUUCGCGAAGACCUUUGCCUAUGGUGCUUAAACAUUUAUACCAUCUGUCACUCUGAGAAGAUCUAACUAUGGACUUGGUUCUACAUGUCAAAAGAUCUUGCCAGUUUUGCUUCAAGGUAUCACCAUCUCU
Molecule: messenger RNA, 1461 nt
Organism: Neurospora tetraspora
Lineage: Eukaryota; Fungi; Ascomycota; Sordariomycetes; Sordariales; Sordariaceae
Product: glycosyl hydrolase catalytic core-domain-containing protein
Exons: 1
Coding region: 244-1362 (372 amino acids)
Biological process (GO): fungal-type cell wall polysaccharide metabolic process
Cellular component (GO): fungal-type cell wall
Source: RefSeq, a predicted model, not a curated record